Messenger RNA from Phascolarctos cinereus (koala), 2983 nucleotides. Lineage: Eukaryota; Metazoa; Chordata; Mammalia; Diprotodontia; Phascolarctidae. The record is from RefSeq and is a predicted model, not a curated record.
CUUUUCUCUGAAGGCACAAUUAAUUUAACAUUCUAGAUUAUAAAAGAAAUUGCCCUUCCAACAACAUAACUAAUACAAUUGCUUACUAGUUUACAUCAUAUCAUGACAGUCAUUGGGGAAGAAGGAUGGUGUGUUGGAAAAGGGGGAUGUAUUUAAUAAAUACUUGAUAACUUUUCAUUUUCUAAAACAGCAAAAUCUGAUCAUUAAGAAACCUUAUAUGUUUCAUUUUCUAAUUAAAAUGGCAAUUUUUUUUUCAGCUCUUGCUUCAAAUUCCAAAAUUCAAGGCUGACAUCAGAAUUGUGGCUUUUCCUUUCUGUUGCCAAAAUGUGAACAAGUGUGCUAUUUCUUCAACACAUCAGAAUUAAUCAACCAUUAAUGUGCUUUACUGGAACAAAAGAAGGGUGUUUCUUUAAACUCACACAUUAAAAGUAACCAUUAGCUUUCCUUGUGGUACUCAGUCAUAUGGCAUGCCGUCAUAACUGAAACUAAACCUGAUUAAUUUUUCUGCUAUUAAACUCAAUUAGGAUUAAAGGAGACAAUGAUGCCAUCUCAAAAGGUAGCAUAGAAAUCUGCCUGUAACCUAGUCAGGAAAAUGUUAAAUUUACAAUAAGUAAAUUGUAACUACUAAGGGUGAAGUUUUUUUUUAAAUUAUUCUUUUCCUGCAAGCAUGCUCAUCAGCUUGCACCGCUCCCCACAAAGGUUUGAAUAUUCACCAACUCCAGUUAAACCCAUGGAACCCAAGCAAAUGUUUCAUCAAGUUGCAAUUAAAAACUUAAAACAGACCCAAUAAAAAUCUUUCUUUCUUUCUGAACUCUUUCACCUGGUCCAGUCUCCUGGGGCCACUCCUACCCCUAUCUAUGCUAGCUGGGAGGUCUGGAUGAGAGGGGAAAAGGCCAGGGGCCAUGGGGAGGAUCAAAAGGAAAACUUCAAAUGAAAAUCUUACCAAUGUUGAAGGAGAAUGUUGAAGCAACACAGUUACAUGAGAGCCCUACUACAAAAAACAGCAUGCAGUUGAAUGUUGCACACCAAAAAAACCUACAAAAAAGUCACACUAACGAGGCCUCCAAGAGCACGAACACUCUUACACCGAAGGAAUCAAUGACUGAUGAUGAUCCCCAAGCUGAAAGUGAUACAGAUAACACUCAAAUAAGUUCAGGUAUAACUUCAUCAAGUGAGAUUUCUUUUUCUCUUUUGAAAUUUUCUGAUACGAAUUUUUAUAUAGAAACCACCAGCUUUGAAGAUAGUUUAAGUAGUUUUCCAUCACCUGAAGUAUUCAGGGGAGAAGAGUUUUUAGAUAUUAAUAAUUCCACUACUGAAGACUAUCUCAAAUUCAAGACUUCUGCUUUUCUGCAUACCAGCAGAGCAGCGGCUAUAGAGAACAUGCAGCAAUUUUCAAAUCUUUCAGCAAUUUUAGAUAAUUCCACUUGUAAAAUUUUGCCUGAAAGAGAAAAAACUCCAGAAGUCAAGACCAAGCAAACAAAUUCCUCUGUCUCCGCUGGUAAGAAAAAUAGAGGAUUUCUGACAAGCUCUCCAUCAGCAGAGACAGGCAAGUUUGAGAUUAAUUUGUCCCCAGUACAAAAAUUAUCUUCAGAAGGGGAAUUAAAUCCAAAUACAAGUAAAUAUAUAUAUUCAGAUGAAAUUGUUCCUGCGUCAAGUUCAGAAGAAGAAAAAGAUUCUUGGGAGGCUCAAUGCACUGCAUCUGAAAUAUGCUGUAUUAUUAAAUCAUCACCAAGAAAUAGAUGCACAGAGAUGUUUCAUUGCUAUCCUAAAGGAGCUUCUAAAGGUGUGAUAAAUGAGCCAGUGGAUAAGGAGAGAUUAAAAACUAGGGGGAGAAUGAACACUAUUGAAAACAUAAACACACAGUGGAGAGAGGAGCAAACAAACUCCUCUUUCACCAUUGGUGAGAAAAAUAUGGGAUCACUGGGAAGCUUUCCAUCAACAGAGACAGGCAAGUUUAAGGCUCCAUAUCUCACAUCAGAAAUGUGCUGUGUUGUCAGAACAUCACCACAAAUUAGAUACACAGAGAUGCCAUGUAGCCCACCUAAAGGAAUGUGCAAAGAUAUGGUCAAGAAGCAAGUGGAUAAAGAAAAAUUAAAAACUAAGGGGAGAGUGGAUACAAUUGAAGGGACAAGCAACCAGUGGAGAGAAGAGGUGAUGGAAUCAAGGGCUCAAGUAGAGAGAGCUGUCACUGCCAAGGUUUCAUGUGCUAUAUCUGAAGUAUGCUGUAUUGUUAAAACAUCACCAAGAAUGAAACGCAUGAAGAUGCCAUGUUGCCCUCCCAAAAGAGUGCCUAAAGAUAUCAUAAUGACAGAUGAGUAUGAUGACAGCUUAUCAUUGCCAUUCAAGAUUAGCAUAUGAAGAGAAGCCUGAACUUACCUGACUGAAAUGAGUGGCAGUGAUCCUGGUCCAGAUUCUCAAUGAGAAGUACCUUUGUGGCUAUGCUAGAUAUAUUUCUUUCCAGAUUCAGAUUAUCUGUUAAAAAGUUUUCAUCUUUUCCUUUUGGUCUGUUAAAUAAGUUUCUUCUCUUUAGCAUGCUGUUACAGGAUGCCAUUUGCUUUGAAAAGGAAAACUGAAUUUAUGUGUAGCUGAAUUUGGAAGGUGAUAUCACUGUGCACCAAACCAAAAGAUGUUUGCUUAUGGAGUCGGCACUGGGUAGUUAUGUAAGGUCCUUUGUUUUUGGUGUCUGCUUAAUAAAUAUAUUAAGUAGUUUUUCAAAGGUAGUUCUUGUUCUGUUUGGAUUAAAAGUACCAAAGUCUUGAAGCAUUGGAAAUGAAAACCCUUUUAUUACAAGCUAUUUUUAACUGAACCUAAUUGAAACCACAUGAGUGGGAGACCUAAUUCCAUUUCUGUCUGACUCCAAAGAAAUUCUACCCCCAUAGCUCAACAAAGCAAAGAAAGUAGAACACAUACUAAGUGAUAAUGAAAUGCAAAAUACUCUCUACAUUGUAUCACUCCAAACAAGCUCAUAUUGACUGAUUUUGCA